This is a messenger RNA of Camelus dromedarius (Arabian camel), 1265 nucleotides long. It is a transcript of the gene CCER1, whose product is annotated as coiled-coil glutamate rich protein 1. The coding region runs from base 1 to 1221 and encodes 406 amino acids. Lineage: Eukaryota; Metazoa; Chordata; Mammalia; Artiodactyla; Camelidae. The transcript has a single exon. The record is from RefSeq and is a predicted model, not a curated record.
AUGACCCAGACCCUCAACACAAGAGAGGACCCUCUUAACCUGGGUGGUGGCUGGGCAUCCUCUGCCCCGUUACGCACCUGGUCUUCCUGCCACCGAAGGCGCAGGGGUGCUCCGACUUACAAGCGGCGGCAGCGCUAUGGCCCCAAGGCCGAGUAUGAGCCGCCAAGGAAACAGCCAAAGCAACAGCACGGCCCGGGCCCUUGGUACCACCCACCCCGACGUCCCUGUUGGGCCGUGUAUUCUAACUGGGGACGCUGGGGAGGGCCUUGGUGCCCACCUCCAGGAGGAUUCUGGAAGCCCCCUGGGGGGGUGCAAGUGAUCCGGGUGUACGGCCUGCACCCACUCUGUCUUUGCUGCUGCUCCUGCUGGCGCGGGCCCUGGAACCCCGGCUGGGCGAGGCCUCCCAGCAGGAAGAAGCGCUGGGGCCACCGGGGCCGCGGCCUGCGCCGCCACCCUCGCCGCCCCUUUCGGAGGAGCCCGCCUGUGGAUCUGAGCACGCUGCUGCGGCCGGUCAACCUGUAUGGGUGGCGGGCACCCGGCAUGCGGGCGCCGCGCAACACCACCCAGUUCAUCAUGAACCAGAUCUAUGAAGACAUGCGGCAGCAGGAGAAGCUGGAGCGCCAGCAGGAGGCACUGCGGGCGCAGCAGGCCCAGGCCAGCGGCAUGUCCUCCCCAGCCGGCACCUUUGGAAACGCACCCCCCAGCGGUGGUGAGGAAGACGCGGAGCUGCAGGAAGCUUUUGUGCAGAAUCCCUCUCUAGUCUUCACUCCUGACCUGGACGAGGAAAAUCAGUCUCCCACCCCUCAACAGCUGGAAGAGGAAGAGGAGAAAAAUGAUGAUGAGGAGGAGGAGUGUGACGAGGAGGAGGAGUGUGACGAGGAGGAGUGUGAUGGAAAGGAGUUGGAGAGCGAUGAGGAGGAUGAAGAGUCAGAUACCAAGGAUGAAGAGGAGGUGGAAGAGGCUGACUAUGUGGGGGAGGAGGAGGAGGAAGACGAGGAAGAGGAGGAGCAGGAGGAGGAGGAGAUGGAAGAGGAAGAGGAGGGGCUGCAGGAGGAUGAGCAGAGGGAGGAAGAGAAUCAUUUGCCUCUGGAAAUGCCUUUAUCAAUCCUAGUGGGGGCUGAAGAAGAGAGAGAGAACUUUAUUAACUGUACUUAUUUAAGCCCCCAACAGAUAAUUCCCAAAGUCCCACAGGAGAGUCUCCUCAUGGUACAGGACAUUUAACUGUUAGACAUCAGGAAAGGGGCAGAGGAAUGGGAUGGAACUGA